Pneumocystis jirovecii RU7 is the source of this 2550-nucleotide messenger RNA. RefSeq lists its product as uncharacterized. The record is from RefSeq and is a predicted model, not a curated record. The coding region runs from base 1 to 2550 and encodes 849 amino acids. Gene Ontology annotation, molecular function: protein tyrosine kinase activity; protein serine/threonine kinase activity; ATP binding. Gene Ontology annotation, biological process: peptidyl-threonine phosphorylation; peptidyl-serine phosphorylation. The transcript is spliced from 8 exons. Lineage: Eukaryota; Fungi; Ascomycota; Pneumocystomycetes; Pneumocystales; Pneumocystaceae. Gene Ontology annotation, cellular component: nucleus; cytoplasm.
AUGAGCAAAAAUUCAUCUCAAGAAUAUUCAUUUCAAUCAAAAAUCAAUGAAAAUUUUUUUGAAACAAAACACCUUCAGGAUACAAAUAGACUUAAUAAUGUUGAUUAUCUUUCAGAUAUAGCUUUUAAAGAUGAGUUUUUGCAUAACCAAAAAGAGACAAACAUAAUGGAAUAUCCAAUGUCUUCGAAAUUCAAUAGAUGUCCAAAUACUUCGGAAAGAAACAUGUAUCCAUUUUGUAUAUCUCAUGAAAAACACAAGAAUUCUACGCCUUCGAGCAAACUGCAUGUCAAAGAUGUGCUACCAACACCUAGCUAUCAUUUAUCAUCACAGUCAUGUUCUUCAAUAAACAUGAAAAAUGCCACUAAAUUGGAGAAUCAGAUGCAACCGUUUUCACAUUUACACAAUACAUCUAAUGUUUGGGUGGAUUGGAAACAUUCUUUAAACUCACAGAAUCAGGAACAUAAUGAAAAAUCAAAUUUACCUUAUUGUUUAAGGCCACCUGGUUCUUCAAUAUCUACUACAUCGCCAUCAUACAAAAACAAUUUGCCUUUCAAAGACAGUAAUUUGUCUUUAAAAUCCUCACUAAGAUCUUUUAGUAGUUCUUUAGCUCUUUCAAAUAAUUCUACAUUAUCUGGGAAUUCUUUAGGAAAUCUUUUUAAAUAUGAAAGCAUUAAAUAUGAAGAUAAUUCCACAUAUGAGCAAUUUCUAAAACACAGGUCUACAUUCUCAAAUAUUUUUUCAGACUUUUGUACUGUAAAAUUAAAACCAAAUCUUUCAAAAAAAAAAGUAUUUUCUUUACUUAAAAAAACGGAUUGUCGAGGAAAACCUAUUAGUCUUUUACAUGCCUCUACAAUACACUUAAUUUCAAUUUUUAAAAUAUGUAAUCCAAAAUUUAACUAUGAGCUUUCUAAAAACCCUAAAAGAGCUCUUACAAAGCCAAAUAAAGGUACAAAAAAUGAUGGAUACGAUAAUGAAGACAAUGACUAUAUUCUAUAUGUAAAUGAUAUAUUAGGAUCAGAUAGAGGCAAUAGAUAUUUAAUACUUGAUAUUUUAGGACAAGGCACAUUUGGACAGGUUGUUAAAUGUAGAAAUAUACGAACUCAAGAAAUAGUAGCUGUUAAAGUUAUAAAAAAUAAACCAGCUUAUUUCAACCAGAGCAUGACAGAAAUUACUAUAUUAGAUCUAUUGAAUAAAAAGUUAGAUAAAUCAAGAAAGUAUAACAUUUUACAAUUAAAAGACACAUUUAUUCAUAAAAAACAUCUUUGUAUUGUUUCUGAACUUCUAAGUGUAAAUCUAUAUGAACUUAUAAAACAAAACCAAUUUAAAGGUUUAAACACAAAUUUGGUUAGAAUCUUUGCAGUUCAAAUAUUAGAUGCAAUGAUUGUUUUAAAUGAAGCAAAAAUAAUCCAUUGUGAUUUAAAACCUGAAAAUAUCUUACUAAAUAGCCUGGAAAGCCCCGUAGUUAAAAUCAUAGAUUUUGGCUCUGCAUGCCACGAAAGACAAACUAUAUAUACAUAUAUUCAAUCAAGAUUUUAUAGAAGCCCAGAAGUUUUACUAGGUUUGCCCUAUUCAUCAUCUAUUGAUGUAUGGUCUUUUGGCUGUAUCAUAGCUGAGUUAUUUCUUGGCCUUCCACUUUUUCCAGGAACAUCUGAAUAUAAUCAAAUAUUUAGAAUAGUUGAAAUGCUAGGAAUGCCUCCUGCUUGGAUGAUAGAAAUGGGAAAACAAUCAAAAGAUUUUUUUGAAAAAAUCAUAGAUAAUACAGGUCAUAAAAUAUAUUGUUUAAAGACUAUGGAACAAUAUGAAAAAGAGCAUAAUACAACAGAAACACCAAAUAAAAGAUACUUUUCAGCUUCUACAUUACCCGAAAUCAUAAAAACAUACCCUAUGCAAAAAAAAUUCACAAAAUCUUCAGAUAUUGAUAAAGAAACUAUUUUGCGUAUGACUUUAACUGAUUUUCUAAUUGGUUUAUUAAAUAUUAAUCCUUUAGAACGUUUAUCACCUCAACAAGCUAAAAUGCAUCCAUUUAUAACAGGAGAUAGACUUACUAAGAAAAUUAUGUCUCCACUAGACGUUAACCCUUUUUUUAAAUUUCCUGAAAAUACAUCAAAUAUCAACCAUCUCGAUUCUUCACCAAAUUCUCAAUGUUCUCAAAAGAUUAUUGGUCCUAAACCGUACUCUAUUCCAUUAUUAGAUUUGCAGACAAAAGAUAAUUCCUAUAUACCCAGUAAUACAGAAACACGAGAUUCUUCAGAACUUUUUUCAAAUUACACAAAUCCUUUAUAUCUUUCUACAUCAACUGACAUUUAUAAUCAAUCGCAGGAAUCAAAUAGACAAAAAAGAGUACCUGAUAUACCAUCAUCGAUACCAUCAAAAGAUUUUCAAAAAUAUCCAAAUACUUCAAAUCUACCACAACAAAUUUAUGAAAUGGAUUAUUUCCCUAAAUCAUCAGAACAUUCUUCAUUUUUAAUGUUUCAAAAUAAUUACGAAAUACCGCUAAAAUAUCCAUCAAAGGUUAAUCGUAAAGAUAGAAAACCUUUUCUUUCUUUUUAA